GAGACUGGUAUACCGUAUAGUGCACACACACGCACAGACACGGAAUCGGUUGAAAGUGGUGAGGAGGAUUAUUCCCUUUAAAGAAAAGCGUACGGCAAGUCUUGUGCAUCAGUUGAAGAAGUGCUAGCCGACCGACGACGGCAUUUCACGGUUAUUUCACAUCACUAGGAAUCGACACACAGUUUAACAUUUCAGCAACGACAUUUCCCAUUUAAUCUCGCGUCCACUUCCCGGCCUUACAUGAGCACAGCAGAAGGGCGAUGACCGAUGUGAGCCGGACGGAAGAGUCAUCAGACGAACGCUACCGUUGCUGCUGCUGCUGCUGCUAAGGUAGAAGAAGGAAGAGGGGGUAGGUUAGGUGAGGUGUGCAAUGACUCGCGUCGUCGCAUCACCACUGCCACCAUCCAUCAUCACAACCGUCGCCACUGGCCUUUUGCUCCUGGCCCUCGGUGUCGACCUGCCGGACGGGCUACGACGGCCAAUUUGCAGCGCGUCGGCCCCUGUGACGACGGCAUCCGUGCGCUUACGUCAUCACUCGUCAACAACAGUCAAAACCUCUUCCAUCAUAGCGGCUGACGUCACCGCUGCUGGCAACCAGUCUUCGUCGUUGGUUGCUCACAACAACAACAACAACAACAACAACAAUGGGGCGACCAAGCGCGGAGGACGAAUGGAACGGCGCAAUCGCCAACAGCAACAAGACAAAGACGAUUUGUCACUUUGGAUCGAUCAGCAACAAGUCAAAAUGUUCUCAGGUUUUCCCAUGGAGAUAUACAUAGCGGCAGAAGGCCGAGUCUUGUCUUACAUUCUGGAUCCCAACUUUGAAAAGUACUUGCCCGUCAUACCAUCGGAGGUAGGCUAUGUUAAUUUCACGUGGAAAUCGGGCGAGCACAAAAAGUACUACUACCAUUUCGAUCGUCUUCAAUCGUUCAACGAGGACAUUUUGCAACCGCCGACCGUCUCGGUGGAGAUACGUGGACGCGUUCCGCGCAAACCCAAAGUGUUUAGCGUUCUGCUGCCGUGCUCUGGCAAUUCGAGCGGAGUCGCCUCCUUCAGUAUCGGCUUGCUGAUCGAGUCGCACAAAGGCAAACCGCUUCCAGGUACUCCGCUUCGCUUGAGGCUCCGUAAAGAAUGCGCCGAACGAGUGACUCAAGUGAGCGACGGCGGGGGUGCGUUCCGUCCCGCCGCUGGUGCCCCCCACCAACACCACCACCACCACCACCACCUGGUCCCGUCCCCGCACGCUUCCACCUCAUCCGCAUCCGCUUGGCCUCCGCUGUCUUCGCUUCCAGAUCCGAACUUGCUGGUGACUCACGGUCAGACUGGAAGACUAGCCGCUUCGAACUCAGCUGCAUCGAACGUCAACCGUUCCCGACUUGCAUUCACCGGCUUGCGUCACGUAGGUCCAGAUCCAGAGUGUGACAAAAAAUGUGCCAAUGGAGGCUGGUGUAAUCACGAGAAGAUUUGCCAAUGUUUGGAAGGAUACAUGGGUCAACAUUGCCGCACAGCUCUCUGUUAUCCGCAGUGCAUGAACGGCGGAAGUUGCACCUCACCCGGAAUGUGCAGCUGCCCAUCUGGAUUUCAGGGCCACCAUUGCGAAGGAGGUAUAUGCAAAGACAAGUGCCUCAAUGGCGGGAAAUGUAUACAAAAGGAUACUUGUGAUUGUCCCAAAGGAUUCUAUGGCCUACGCUGCGAGUUCAGUUUGACAGCAAAGUGCGUGAUACCGUGCUUGAACGGUGGGCGCUGUAAGGGCGUCAACAAAUGUCGCUGCUCACCCGGUUUCAAAGGGGACCACUGCGAGGUGACUCCACCUGGACGUCUGGCCCAGCGGCACCUGUGCCAGCGCCCUUGUCGACACGGAACCUGCGUUGGCCAAAACCGCUGCCUCUGCCAUGAGGGCUGGCACGGAAAGUUAUGCCAUCGAAAUCGCCAACACAAUUCGACAGAAGAAAGAUCAAUCACCCGACGUCGUAAAGUGUGGGUUUAAUCAAAUACACCAACAUAUUCACGUUUCCAAAAGUAAAAAUGCAUUGAAUGGAAUAUACGAUGUAAGCAAAUGCAAUGUUCAUUUAAGGUCCAGUGCCAUAUAGUGUUUUUCGAUGAAAUGGAUGCAUUAUAACAUAACAAACAAGAUUAAUACAUUAUAUUUGUACAGAA
Messenger RNA from Daphnia pulex (common water flea), 2157 nucleotides. Its product is annotated as protein shifted-like. Lineage: Eukaryota; Metazoa; Arthropoda; Branchiopoda; Diplostraca; Daphniidae. Gene Ontology annotation, molecular function: signaling receptor binding. The record is from RefSeq and is a predicted model, not a curated record. Gene Ontology annotation, cellular component: extracellular region; cell surface. The coding region runs from base 371 to 1987 and encodes 538 amino acids. The transcript is spliced from 10 exons. Gene Ontology annotation, biological process: anatomical structure development.